CGAGUCACAAGUAUUCGGAAGGCUGAAGGGGGAACAACCCCCGGGGAACAACCAUGCCAGUAAGGGGGUAUGUUGAAGACUAGCAAUGCCACGGAGUAUGCACGGAGUAUUCUCCAACGGCUCUUCUCCUCAAUGGAAUAUUGAAUGGAAAAUACAAGACUUCAUUUUCUAGACUGAUUUCAACUAAGAAGUUGAUAUUUUUCUAUUUUUCCGAGCCAAGCUUCUACCCUGUUUGAUAUAGCAUGACCUUGCUCAGCGCCUGUAACUCGCAUAUAAAUUUAAACCCGGGAAUAAGUUCAUUAUCAUAGGGAGGGUGAGCAAUAGCUAGACGAGCGCCAUGUAAUAUAUAAACGACCAGCGCCGGAAUCCUGAAACAUUCAGUCGUAUAUUUGUCUUGCAGCGUCAGUGAACGUUCAGACAAAGUUCGGCAUCACGUAUCACUUAUUUUUUAUAAAAUUUCAAAGUUCAUACCAUCUGAAACAAGAGAUAUAAGAAAAUGGCGACACAAACUCAACCCCGUCAGAACUACCACCAGGACAGUGAAGCAGGAGUGAACAAGCAAAUCAACUUGGAGUUGUAUGCCAGUUACACUUAUCAGUCGAUGGCUUUUCACUUCGACAGAGAUGAUGUAGCCCUGAAAGGUUUUGCAAAGUUCUUUAGGAAAAACUCGGAGGAAGAACGUGAACAUGCUGAAAAGUUCAUGAAGUUCCAGAACCAGCGUGGUGGUCGCAUUGUUCUUCAGGACAUCAAGGCUCCAGAAAUGGAAUGGGAAUCUCCUUUGAAAGCAAUGCAAGCUGCACUUGCCCUGGAGAAGAGUGUCAACCAGUCCCUGCUAGAGUUGCAUGAGGUGGCAGACAAACACAAGGACUUUCAGUUUGCUGACUGGAUUGAGUCCAACUUCCUUACAGAGCAAGUAGAAGCCAUCAAGGAGAUAUCUGAUCACAUCACCAACUUGAAGCGCAAUGGUCCUGGUCUUGGAGAAUACCUCUAUGACAAACACACCAUGGAUAGCAGCUAGAUUCCCAAUGGAAUGCCAGCAGAAGGAUCAAAGACUCUGAGACAUCUAUAAAUAUAUAUAUAUCUGUAUACAUAUAGACUUCUAUAAUUGUUGCCCAUUAAGUGAACCUUCACUACUUAAAAGCUUAUUGGAAUAGAAUAUUGUCAUCAUUUUUAUUGCAAGAAUGGUUCUUUGUGAUAAGUGGUGAAUGGAUUUAAGAUAUAACAUGCCUUGAAGCACUUGAGUCUCCUUCUGUUGAGAGAAUUUUCUCACCUCACUGUUGAUGAGCUUAUUUUCUUAAUUCUUUAGUUUCAAUAUUGUUGUUUCUAAUCUACAUCACUUUCUAAACCAGACAUCUUAAUUUUGUCUUAAACAUUGGUUAUAGAUAAAAACUAGCUUCACCAUCACAUAUCAGUGUUGUAUAGAAUAAGUUGAAGAUAAUAAACAGC
Molecule: messenger RNA, 1446 nt
Organism: Owenia fusiformis
Lineage: Eukaryota; Metazoa; Annelida; Polychaeta; Sabellida; Oweniidae
Source: the annotation of a GenBank genome assembly